AUGGAAUUCCAAGUUGCAUCGUUCGACCAUCCAUUGUUGUUUCAACGGAAAAAGAAACCAAUUGUUGGUUGGAUAAACAAUUUGUAUGGAUUUACAGGUGUUAUUUUUGGUAGCUUGACAGGUAUGUUACGAACAGUGUAUUGUGAUAAAAACUUAAUCUGCGACAUAAUUCCUGCCAAUUAUGUUGUCAACAACAUUAUUGCUGCAGCAUGGGACGUUGCACAAAAACGCAAAAAUAACAAAUACUUACAUGUUGACGAAGAGAUUCAAAUUUAUAAUGCUGUCUUCUCCUCUGUUCAAAGUCCAGUUACUUGGGGUGCUAUGGAGAAUUAUCUACAACCUGAGGGAUUUGAAAUCCCGUCGAAAAAAAUGUUCUGGCUUCCAGAGAAAUCAGAAAAUCUCUUAACAUACGAGGGCGGAUUGAUAUUGAAGCUACCUAGCGCUAGAUAG
Molecule: messenger RNA, 450 nt
Organism: Polistes dominula (European paper wasp)
Lineage: Eukaryota; Metazoa; Arthropoda; Insecta; Hymenoptera; Vespidae
Product: putative fatty acyl-CoA reductase CG5065
Biological process (GO): long-chain fatty-acyl-CoA metabolic process
Cellular component (GO): peroxisome
Molecular function (GO): alcohol-forming very long-chain fatty acyl-CoA reductase (NADP+) activity
Source: RefSeq, a predicted model, not a curated record